AUGACGUCACCCUCCAAGCCAUGGCGUCGCUUCAUCCGUGCGUCGCUUUUGCUGGCAGCGUCGCUGGCGUCGCUUCCGCUUCGCCUUGGAGAAACUUCCGCUUUCACCUCGCGGCGCUUUCACCUCGCUGCCAUCGCAGUGAUGUCUCCGAUGGCAGCGCGAGCAGAGCUGUCCCCCCCCUUAGAACGCGUCACCAAGAGAUAUGCAGAGAAGAUUCAAGGUGCAAUGGACUUUUUGUACUUUGACAUCAAACCCUAUGUGCGUGGGGGUCCGCGGCUUUUUCAGCUGGCGAUCAACGCUUUGGAUACCUCCAAUGGCUCCAACACCGCACUGGAGCGGGAUUUGUUUGCUCCCUUGCGACAGCUCGUGCUGGCAGGUGAAGAAGAUGGAGAGGUGGACUUUCGCCCAGCUUCGCAGAAGAUCGAGGCAUCAGCAAAGGCGCUCACCGCUGCAGCCCGUGACCGGCAAGUGGACGAGGCUGUGGCAGCCAGCGAUGUGCUCAUCGCUGAUCUCAGUAGCCUCUUCACGAGCGUCAAUAAGGAGGCUGGCUCCAAAGUUUUUCUAUUGCCAAAUGAUCCCGACUACGAAACGCGAUUGGAUGCCUAUCGCAGCAGGAUGGCUGAAGGGAAGACUAAGAAUUUGAUGAAGACAGACGACUGA
Molecule: messenger RNA, 660 nt
Organism: Durusdinium trenchii
Lineage: Eukaryota; Dinophyceae; Suessiales; Symbiodiniaceae
Source: the annotation of a GenBank genome assembly